Messenger RNA from Symbiodinium necroappetens, 735 nucleotides. The record is from the annotation of a GenBank genome assembly. Lineage: Eukaryota; Dinophyceae; Suessiales; Symbiodiniaceae.
AUGCCGGAGGCGCCUUUGAGAGAUGGAGCUCCACGCCCCCCGGGAAGCUUCCUGAAGGCCGCAGGUUCUUUGAGCUCCUUCUUGUCCUCUUGGCGAUCUUCGGGCUCCGAACCUCUCGUCCGAGCAAGUGAGGCGCAAGCCUUGCAAACUUCGAGUGCUGCAUCAGAGCCGACGGUGCCUUCGAAGGUCGUGGGUUGGUCACAGCGGAACUCAGACCCCGCAGUCUGCAGGAGGGAUGAGGAGGUGACGCUGGCUCUCAUCCCAGAGACACGUGGCUCUGCUACGGCCCGUGCGACUCGCGGCUUCCAGAGCGGCCAGCACUGCUUCGGAGUGAAAGUCGUCAUGGGCGCUGAAAGUUUCGUUGGUCUCGUAUCUCCGCAGUGGAGCGCAGCGGCAGCUGCAGCGUUGCCGUUGGGUCGGGCACUACACUCAUGGGCCAUAGCCUCCGAUGGCAGCGUUUGGGUGGCAGGGAGGGAGCUGGAACGCCUCCCGGUGGCUUUCGCAGAAGGGAGCUGCAUUGCCUUCGUUCUCACGCUGCCGGCAGUGGGACUACGGACGGCCACCGUGUAUAUUGACGGUCAGCCUUUCGAGAAAGUCUUCACGGAUCUGCCGGACACGGUGUAUCCGGCAGCAUCAAAUCUGAGAUUGCCAGCCCAGUUUCGACUUCAGUGCGAUCUUUUUUUGGAGGACCUCAUCCAAUCCAAUGCUGUGGAAGCCUCACCACCGGCCGAGUGA